AGGAUGCGGAGGCUGGCGACUUCCAGGAAAUGGUACCGGGGUGCGCUUGUGCUGCCCGGGGAAGAGGACGCGCUGCUGGGAGGAGAAGCUAGCAAGAGCAACAGCCGUCAGCAGCUUCGAACAGCGCUUCAACAAGGGAAGGAAGAUGAGCGACGCCAACCCGCCCAAAGUAGAACUUUUCGUCAAGGCAGGGAGUGAUGGCCAGAGCAUUGGCAACUGUCCCUUCUCUCAGCGCCUCUUCAUGGUGUUGUGGCUAAAGGGAGUCACGUUCGACGUCACCACAGUGGACAUGAAAAGGAAGCCGGACAUCUUGAACGACCUGGCUCCGGGUUCCCAACCGCCUUUCCUGUUGUAUGGCAGCGAGGUGAAAACCGACACCAACAAGAUUGAGGAGUUCCUGGAGGAUAAUCUGUGCCCCCCAAAGUAUCCUCGCCUGGCAGCUCGUAACCCUGAGUCCAACACGGCGGGAAUGGAUGUCUUUUCCAAGUUCUCAGCUUACAUCAAGAACUCCAACCCUCAGACCAAUGAGAAUCUCGAGAAAGGCCUUCUGAAAGCUCUGAAGAAACUGGAUGACUACCUCGCCUCGCCGCUUCCUGACGAGAUUGAUGAAAAUAGCGCAGAUGAGGUCAUUUCCUCGACCCGCCCCUUCCUCGACGGGCAAGAUCUUACACUUGCUGACUGCAACUUGCUGCCAAAGCUCCACAUUGUCAAGGUUGUGUGUUUAAAAUACCGCAAAUUCAGCAUCCCUCAGUCUCUGUCCAACCUGUGGAGGUACCUAAACGCAGCAUAUGCCCGGGACGAGUUUGCCUCCACCUGCCCCAUCGACGAAGAGAUCCACAUGGCUUAUUCUUCCGUUGCCAAAGUUCUCAAACACACGCAUACACAGGAUGGGAGAGGCAUAGCACCCCAAAGCAACUGCAGGUUCGAUGCUUUGCUCAAGAGCACCCCAAUUGGCACAGCCAUCCAAUCUUGCUCCAGCAACCAGCUCAGCCAACACUUUCCUUAGCUUAAAUUUGGAAUGCAUUUUGUUGUAUUCUCCGGUUCUGAACCACAGAUGACAACAUACAAUUUUCCUCAUCAUGUUAUGACUCCAAAUGUCAACUUACGUUGUAACAUUACAACUUUAUUUUCAUUGAAAAUGUGACUCUUCCUCCUAACUUUCUUGCUUUAGUGUUAAAAAAUGACAGGUUUUCUAUCAUUUCAUGUUGAGCUUAUACAAAACGGCAAAUGAUUUUACUCAUGCAACUUUUCUUUAAUACGUGUUAAUUUUUUUAGUGCGGCCCUCACCCUCCUGCAUUAGAAUUAAAUUCAGCAGUUAGCAGGGGUCACUGAAGCAUUUUGUGUCACGUUACUUAUACUGGGGAAAUGCAACAGGAAGUUGAUUUUGUUGCAACUAAAAAUAAUUGUGAGUUGAAAGAUAAGCUUGACUGUGCACUUAAUGUCUACAAGUCGAGGAGAUGUGCAGAAGAAGUGUGUGAUCUGUAGGACAGGCUCACCAUUAAGUAGUUUUGUAAAAAGAAAAAAAAAGUCUCUUGGGCUGUGCUGUGUAAAUCGGGCAUUUGAACCCUGAUGCAAAUUAUGGAGUGGACCAUGGAGUUUUCACAAAAGGGUGGUCGAGGAUUAGUUUGUUCACAUUUAUGGAGAAGAAGGGACUCAAGAGUUGAUAGGUGCACUAUACAGUAUGCCACAGGCGUGUCAAGCUCAUUUUUCUCGCAGUCCACAUUGUAGUUCCAUUUUCCUUCAGAGGGCCGUGAUGACUGUGACACCAGAAAAAUCUUGAACCGCCUCAUCAUAUUUACACAAAAUUUAUGAACUACUUUUGUAAUCAGAAAUCAAGGGUAAUGGGUUUUGUUGUUUGGUAACACAAAAAUGCUUGCAAUAACGCAACGUUAUCAUUUAUAUGAUAUGACUAUUUGAAAUUUUUAUACAGAUUUUAACAAAAAAUCAUGGAAGUUGAUACAGGUGAUUUGCCUCGGAGGGCCACAUAAAAUCAUGCGGCGGGCCGGAUCUGGGGACCUGGGGCUUGAGUUUGACACCUGUGGUAUAUCGUAUUUCAAUUACUGUUUGAUCCCCUCAUGUUGAGAUCGCACUGUUGGUUUUGCCGAAAAGGACUUGACUAAAACGUAUUGGGGGGGUAAUUGAGUCCACACGUUACCAGUUACAGUGACCUGGAAAGUGACUUGAGUGUGAACUGAACACGCUAUAAUAGUUAGAAUACGCCUUGUUUAGCUGUAGAAGUACUUUGUCUUGUUGUUCUUGAUUAAUUUACUAUACGGCGCUCUGCUUCAUUAGAUAUUGACGACUUUCUGGAAUUCAAACGUAAUUGAAUGAAAGUUCUGUCCGGUGUCUAAUAUAAUCUAAUGUCUGACAGAUGAAGUUAAAUCAAGGACAAAAAAAAAAAAAAAUCCAACCACCUUAAGUGCAAUUUAAGAAUUAAAAAAAAAAUUUUUUCUUCUGUGCUUUCAACACAAAA
Syngnathoides biaculeatus (alligator pipefish) is the source of this 2473-nucleotide messenger RNA. It is a transcript of the gene clic1, whose product is annotated as chloride intracellular channel 1. The transcript has 8 exons. The record is from RefSeq and is a predicted model, not a curated record. NCBI's taxonomy places the organism in Eukaryota, Metazoa, Chordata, Actinopteri, Syngnathiformes, Syngnathidae. Bases 146 to 1006 code for a protein of 286 amino acids.